Molecule: messenger RNA, 1494 nt
Organism: Blumeria graminis f. sp. triticale
Lineage: Eukaryota; Fungi; Ascomycota; Leotiomycetes; Helotiales; Erysiphaceae
Source: the annotation of a GenBank genome assembly
AUGGUCCCUGCUAUACGUGUAGCUCCGUCGCGAGCUAACAAAGCAGUCAAUCUACUCCGUACUUUCCAAUAUACGUAUCCUCCGUCCUGUCCCUGCCAUGGAAGUCCAUCUUACUCUCAUCAAAAUCAACCCUCGAAAGCUCUACAGGCGCACGCCAAACGCAACCUCCAAUUAAGCAGUUCGGGAAUAAUUGGUACCUCGGAACAGAAAGAGUAUGCCUUUGAGAUGGCCUCGUCGUCCGUGAGAUUCGGAGCAGGAGCUACAAGAGAAGUAGGCAUGGAUCUAGAGAAUUUAGGUGCCAACCGAGUUUGUGUUGUCACAGAUAAAACAGUAAAGGAUCUGUACGGGAUGCAACAAGCCAUACAAAGCUUGGAGAGAAGCGGAAUUGAUUAUUUCAUCUAUGAUGGAUGCCGCGUUGAACCAAAACAAAGCUCUAUAUUGAAGGCAAUAGAGUUCGCUAGAAGUUCCCAACCAGAUGCUUUUCUUGCUGUCGGUGGCGGUUCCGUCAUUGAUACUGCUAAGCUCAUGAACCUUCUUACCUGUUAUCCCGAUUCCACAUUGAUGGAUUUUGUCAACAAGCCACUCGGCAAAGGUCGACCUAUAAGCAAGACAUUGAAGCCACUCAUUGCUAUACCAACAACAGCUGGUACAGGCUCUGAAACUACUGGUACAGCCAUCUUUGAUAUAGAUUCUCUUCGAACGAAGACAGGUGUUGCCCACAGAAAUCUGAAACCGCUCCUCGGCAUAUGUGAUCCCUUAAAUACUCGGACUAUGCCUGCAGCAGUUCAUGCAAGCUCGGGCCUUGAUGUACUAUGCCAUAGUCUAGAAAGCUGGACUGCAAUCCCGUAUAAUGAGCGGAAACCGCGACCGACAAAUCCAAUCAACAGACCAGCAUAUCAAGGAGCAAACCCAAUCAGCGACAUUUUUUCUCUACAAGCGCUAAGAAAUACAAUAAAGUAUCUCCCACGAGCAAAAAACGAUCCAGAAGAUUAUGAGGCUCAAAGCGAGAUGCUUCUCGCUGCUACUUUAGCCGGAGUUGGGUUUGGAAACGCGGGCGUACAUCUCUGCCACGGAAUGUCUUAUCCAAUUUCAGGGCUAAAUCCUGGUUACAAACAUCCUGGUUAUGCCAUAGAUUUACCAUUAAUCCCACAUGGGGUAUCUGUGGCUGUUACUGCUCCAGCUGUCUUCAGAUUUACAGGCGCUUCGAAUCCUGAGCGGCAUCUGAAAGCGGCUGAGUGUUUUGGCGUUGAUAUAUCAAAUGUGAAACGAGAGAGUGCCGGUGCCGUGCUCGCAGAGGCAAUUUCUAAGUUUUUACAAGAUUUAGGUGACCAGCCAUCAGGCUUAAGAGGAUUAGGGUUCGGUAGAGAGCACCUUGAUAGUCUAGUAGCGGGUGCCAUGCCACAGCAGAGAGUAUUAAAGUUGGCACCUGGCUUACAAGAAGAGCUGAGUGAACAGACUGAACAAUUACAAUCGCUCUUUGAAGAUGCUAUGUAG